Molecule: messenger RNA, 614 nt
Organism: Penaeus monodon (black tiger shrimp)
Lineage: Eukaryota; Metazoa; Arthropoda; Malacostraca; Decapoda; Penaeidae
Product: pyruvate kinase-like
Exons: 3
Coding region: 16-342 (108 amino acids)
Biological process (GO): glycolytic process
Cellular component (GO): cytoplasm
Molecular function (GO): pyruvate kinase activity; magnesium ion binding; potassium ion binding
Source: RefSeq, a predicted model, not a curated record
UGAGAAUCACCAGGGAUGCAAGAACAUUGUAUAAACAUCAUUGAAGAGGGAGAUGGUAUCAUGAUUGCUCGUGGUGAUUUGGGUAUUGAGAUCCCAGCCGAGAAGGUCUUUGUGGCCCAGAAACAGAUGAUUGCCAAGUGCAACAAAGUUGGAAAGCCAGUCAUUUGUGCUACCCAGAUGUUGGAAUCCAUGGUGAAGAAACCCCGUCCCACACGUGCUGAAGUGUCUGAUGUUGGUAAUGCUAUUCUUGAUGGUGCUGACUGUGUCAUGCUGUCUGGUGAAACUGCUAAAGGGAGACUACCCUCUUGUGUGUGUGCGAACCAUGGCCAAUAUUGCACGUGAAGCUGAAGCUGCAAUUUGGCACAAGCAACUCUUCACUGAGCUGUCUCAGCAGGUCCAACUGCCCACUGACUCAAACACACACCACAGCCAUUGCUGCUGUUGAAGCUUCAUUCAAAGCAAUGGCCCCAGCAUUAUUGUUUUACCACCACUGGUCGCUCUGCUCAUUUUGGUUUCAAAGUACAGGCCUCGCUGCCCAAUUGUGGCUGUAACUCGAUUCCCACAGGUGGCCCGACAGUGCCAUCUCUCGUGGUAUUAUUCCCAUCCACUACACG